This is a messenger RNA of Ailuropoda melanoleuca (giant panda), 4586 nucleotides long. RefSeq names its product sarcosine dehydrogenase (gene SARDH). The record is from RefSeq and is a predicted model, not a curated record. Gene Ontology annotation, molecular function: protein binding. Gene Ontology annotation, cellular component: mitochondrion. The transcript has 22 exons. The coding region runs from base 515 to 3259 and encodes 914 amino acids. Lineage: Eukaryota; Metazoa; Chordata; Mammalia; Carnivora; Ursidae.
AGAAGGAAGGAGGGGACGGCACCCAGCAGCCCCUGGGCCGGGCACAGGCAGGCCUCUCGGGGCGCAGGGGAGUCGCGGCCGGCCGGAGGCACGCCCCUCGGGAGGAGAGGGGCCCGGGCCCUCCCCCGGGGCGGGCGGGGCUGGGACAGACCGGAGUCGGCCAGGACUUCUCUCUGCCUCCGGCUGCAGUGACCAUCUGGCCGGGUGGGCACGACUUCGGGUCCCUGUGUGCGUGGCGGGGGCCUGGGCACCCACCCUGCCCUCCUUCACCAGGCGAAGGCUGGGCCAGCUCUUAUCUCCAUCAGCCUGCCUCACCCCACAGCCUUUGACGAGGGCUGCUCUGGCUCCUGCUUCACAGCUCAGGUGAAGUCGCUCAAGCCCCGACCGUCCCUCCACCCACCCCAGCCCUGGGCUGUCCUGCACCCUCACCCCUGGGCACCACUCCUGGGGGCUCCACGACGAUUCGAGAAAUUCGAGGACAAAAGCUCCCUGCGGCGCUGAGCCGGAAGUCUCCAUGGCCUCACUGAGCAGAGCCCUGCGUGUGGCCGCCACCUGCCCUCGCCGGGGCCUGGGACAACGCGCACUGACCAGCCAAGCUGGCCCCACCAGAGAGAAGAGCGUACCACACCAGCGGACCCUGAAAGAGGCCCAGGGCCCCUCGGCGGUGGCCCAGGGCCCAAGCCGGCCCCUGCCCAGCACAGCCAACGUGGUGGUCAUCGGCGGGGGCAGCUUGGGCUGCCAGACCCUGUACCACCUGGCCAAGCUGGGCGUGAGCGGGGCAGUGCUGCUGGAGCGGGAGCGGCUGACCUCUGGAACCACCUGGCACACGGCAGGCCUGCUGUGGCAGCUGCGGCCCAGCGACGUGGAGGUGGAGCUUCUGGCCCACACGAGGCGCGUGGUGAGCCGUGACCUGGAGGAGGAGACGGGGCUGCACACAGGCUGGAUACAGAACGGGGGCCUGUUCAUCGCAUCCAACCGGCAGCGUCUGGACGAGUACAAGAGGCUCAUGUCGCUGGGCAAGGCGUAUGGCGUGGAGUCACAUGUGCUGAGCCCGGCAGAGACCAAGGCACUGUAUCCGCUGAUGAACGUGGACGACCUGUACGGGACCCUGUAUGUGCCACAGGAUGGGACCAUGGACCCCGCCGGCACCUGCACUGCCCUCAGCAGGGCCGCUGCUGCCCGGGGAGCACAGGUCAUCGAGAACUGCCCAGUGACCGGCAUCCGCGUGCGGACUGACGACUUUGGGGUGCGGCGGGUCGCCGCCGUGGAGACAGAGCACGGCUCCAUCCAGACGCCCUGUGUGGUCAACUGUGCAGGCGUGUGGGCCGCCGCUGUGGGCCGGAUGGCUGGAGUCAAGGUUCCGCUGGUGGCCAUGCACCACGCCUACAUUGUCACCGAGCGCAUUGAGGGCAUCCAGAACAUGCCCAAUGUCCGCGACCACGACGCCUCGGUCUACCUCCGCCUCCAAGGGGAUGCCUUGUCUGUGGGCGGCUAUGAGACCAACCCCAUCUUCUGGGAGGAGGUGUCAGACAAGUUUGCCUUUGGCCUCUUCGACCUGGACUGGGACGUGUUCGGCCCACACAUCGAAGGUGCCGUCAACCGCGUCCCUGUUCUGGAGAAGACGGGGGUCAAGUCCACGGUCUGCGGCCCUGAGUCCUUCACACCUGACCACAAGCCCCUGAUGGGGGAGGUGCCUGAACUCCGGGGAUUCUACCUGGGCUGUGGUUUCAAUAGUGCAGGAAUGAUGCUGGGCGGCGGCUGUGGGCAGGAGCUGGCCCACUGGAUCGUCCACGGGCGCCCGGAGAAGGACAUGUACAGUUACGACAUCAGGCGUUUCCAUCCCUUGCUCACCGACCACCGCCGCUGGGUUCGUGAGCGCAGCCAUGAGUCCUACGCCAAGAACUACUCGGUCGUCUUCCCGCACGACGAGCCCCUGGCAGGGCGCAACAUGAGGACUGACCCCCUGCACGAGGAGCUACUUGCACGAGGCUGUGUGUUCCAGGAACGACAGGGCUGGGAGCGGCCAGGAUGGUUUAUUCCCCAAGGCACGGCUCCGGUUCUACAGUACGACUACUACGGGGCCUACGGAAACCAGGCGCACAGAGACUACGCCUACGGCCGCCUGCUCGGGGACGAGUACACGUUCGACUUCCCGCCGCACCACGAUGUGAUCAAGAAGGAGUGUCUGGCCUGCAGAGGGGCUGCCGCUGUGUUCAACAUGUCCUACUUCGGGAAGUUCUACCUGGUGGGCUUGGAUGCGAAGAAAGCUGCUGACUGGCUCUUCUCUGCUGAUGUCAGCCGACCCCCAGGCUCGACGGUAUACACCUGCCUCCUGAACCACAGGGGCGGCACGGAGAGUGACCUGACCGUCAGCCGCCUGGCCCCCAGCCCCCAGGCCUCCGCCCUGGCCCCCGCCUUUGAAGGCGACGGCUACUACCUGGCCGUGGGCGGGGCCGUGGCGCAGCACAACUGGGCCCACAUCAGCACGGUGCUGCAGGAUGGGAAGUUCCGGUGCCAGCUCAUCGACAGCUCCGAGGACCUGGGCAUGAUCAGCGUCCAGGGCCCGGCCAGCCGGGCCAUUCUCCAGGAGGUGCUUGACGCAGACCUGAGCAAUGAGGCUUUCCCGUUCUCCACCCACAAGCUGCUGAGAGCCGCCGGGCACCUGGUGCGGGCCAUGAGACUCUCCUUUGUCGGGGAGCUGGGCUGGGAGCUGCAUGUGCCCAGGCCAGCCUGCGUGCCCGUGUACCAGGCUGUGAUGACCGCGGGCGCCAAGCACGGCCUUGUCAACGCUGGGUACCGGGCCAUCGACUCCCUGAGCAUCGAGAAAGGCUACCGGCACUGGCACGCCGACCUGCGCCCCGAUGACAGUCCCCUGGAGGCAGGCUUGGCCUUCACCUGCAAGCUCAAGUCGGCCGUCCCCUUCCUGGGGCGGGAGGCCCUGGAGAAGCAGCGGGCCGAGGGUCUCCGCCGACGCCUGCUCUGCUUUACGGUGGAUGAAAAAGUGCCCAUGUUCGGCCUGGAGGCCAUCUGGAGAAACGGCCAAGUGGUGGGCCACAUCCGGAGGGCUGACUUUGGGUUCGCCAUCGACAAGACCCUCGCCUAUGGCUACAUCCGGGACCCCAGCGGCGGGCCGGUCUCGCUGGACUUUGUGAAGAGUGGGGCCUAUGCUCUGGAGCGGAUGGGGGUGACCUACCCUGCCCAGGCUCACCUGAAGUCCCCCUUUGACCCUGACAACAAGAGGGUGAAGGGGAUCUACUGAUGCGCCCGCGGGGCGGGGCGGAGCCUCCGUGGAUCAGGGGGCCGAGACCGGCUCCGUCCCUCGCUGAUCAUCCCGCACAGGGCCUGCCACCCUGCCCCAGGACCUGGACCCCAACCAGAACAUGGCCCCUGCCUGCUCUUAGUCUGCCCCCCAGACAGAUGUCAGCCGAGUGGACAGAAACCCAGAGGGCCCGUCCUGUGGUCACUGACCAAAGGAUGGUCCCUAGUCCACCCCUACCCCCCCCCAAAACAAACAUGUAAGGUCUUGGGCUCAGGGAGUGUGCCGUGUGGCCUUCUGAAGCUUCCACUUGGUAAGCUCAGCGUAAAAGCCGGGAGGCCAAGAUCCACCUGGAAUCCCAGGCCUGCCUGCCCAGAGCACCACUGGGGAGUUUCAAGGUGCAUCUGGAAUUAGGGACAGAGUGAGGGUUGACUAGUGCCCUCUGCCGUGGGCGCAGUGUGGGAGGCCAGGAGCAGCUAUGCCAGCUCGGCUUGGGCCCCACAGUCAGGCCGUUGGGCAGGAUGGUCCUUUUGCCAGAGGCCGGCAGGGAAGGAAAUCUAGAAAGCAAGCUCUUCCUGCCUCGACCCGCUUUUCACAUGGGAAAGCCUUCUGACCAUUGCCAGCUCAUGAAACACAUGAGCAGAAGCAGGGCAUGGGAAGGGUGUCCCCUCGGUGCCCUCCCUCACCCAUGCGGAAGCCCCACCUCCUGCCUUGAUUUCCCCAAGGGCACCUCGUUCACUAGGUCUGCAAAGGAAGGGCGUGCUGCUGGGUAAGAACCUGGCAGAACCCUCCUGCCUCGUGGCCUCUGACCUUGCAGUUUGCUCGGGACAGGAUGCGGCUCCUGUCCUUGACUCUCUCGUCUUAUGGCCCCCAGGGAAGGACCUCGUCGUAUAGGGCCUUAAAAGGGGGUGACUCCCUUGCUCCCCUUCUCUGGGCCUUCAGAACUCACUAACAUCUACCUGUGUGACCCUCCUCCCUGCCUGCCUUCCCAGGGUGGAUGUCCCUCCUGCCCUGUGCCCCGGCCCAGGUCCCUCCCCCUUCGCCUUGCCCUGCCUCCCUCCCUCCCAGCUCACACCGGCAGGAUUUCAAGAGCUGCACCAUGUGGUCCUGCCCAGGCAUGCCUGACCCUCUGGGGAGCAGAAGGCAGCAGAGGUGGGGUUGGGGGGAGGCGCGGAGCACGGGAUUCCUGCAGACACACAAGCAGCAGUGGGGCAUCGGGGUGGAGGCAGUCCUCGGCGGGCCCUGGCUGCUUUUAGAUGCUCACACCCCACGCAGCCCGCUAUGGACUGAGCUGGAACAGGUCAGGCUAAUAAAAUCAAAGUCGUGGGAA